Arachis ipaensis is the source of this 1465-nucleotide messenger RNA. The record is from RefSeq and is a predicted model, not a curated record. Lineage: Eukaryota; Viridiplantae; Streptophyta; Magnoliopsida; Fabales; Fabaceae.
CGUUUCUGCAUCCCCGCUGCCAUUGUUGGGAGGAAGAACACCAAAGCUUCCAAACCCUCAUUGAAAUUUCAUUUCUCAAUAACUUUUGAUCCGGAGUUCUGAUUGACGAUCCGUUUGCGACUACGCGACCGCGACGUCGAGCUCUACAAAGCCCGAUACAUUGUAAGGAUCAAAUUAACUUGGUGGACUUGUCGGGUCUUGUCCCAAUUUUCUGUUGGUAAGGCAAUUGGAGAUGUUGGAAGCUUAAUUGGAAACUCGGUGAGAGUUCUAGUUGCUGGAUUUUUGGUGGUUGAGGCUUACAACUUUGCCGUGUGGGGUAACUUGGAUAAAUACGCGGAAAUCGGCCAAGUUCCAACUAGGUAAUUUAGGAUCAGCAUUCUCUAUUGGCAUUUUAUAUUGGUUGAAUGUGAUUUUGCUUGGAUUAUAUAUGAAAUUCUCUACUCAGUGUGAAAUGACUUGUGCUCCAAUCUCCAUGGAACUAUUCCAUGACUUUGGAGAGUUCUUGUGCUACACCGUUCCAUCUGCUGGAAUGAUUUACCUUGAAUGGUGGUCAUUUGAGCUGCUCACUUUGCCUUCUGAGCUUCUACCAAAUCCAGAGCUUGAAGUUUCAUUUUUGUCCAUAUGUUACUCAAUCACCACAACAAUCUAUACAAUACCAGAAGCAAUUGGCUCAGUAGCAAGCACUAGAAUUUCAGAUGCAUUGGGAACUGGAAAUUCAAGAGAAGUACGAAUGGUGGUCAUAGCUGCCAUAACUCUUGCAGACUUACAGGCUCUUCUAGUGAGCUCAACCAUUUUUAGAUGCCAAAAAAUUUUAAGCUAUUUUUUUAGCUAUGAACAAGAUGUGUUAGAUUAUGUCACAAAUAUGAUUUCCAUAAUAUGUGUCUCUAUUAUAUUAGACACUUUACAUGGUACCUUUUCAGGUUGAUAAUUUUUUUUUCUCUUAGCAUUAUUAUUUAAUGCACAAUUUAUGUCUUUCUAUGAAUUGUAACACUUAGUCAUGUUAAUAUAUAGGUAUUGCUAUAGGAUGUGGUUGGUAAAAGUUAAGAACAUAUGUGAACCUUGGAGCUUAUUAUAUUUUGGGAAUUCCAGUUGCUAUUAUAUUGAGUUUUUGUGUACAGUUGAGAGUUAAAAAUUUGUGGAUUGGAAUAAUAAGUGGUACUUUUUGCAAAGUAAUUUUGCUUUCUCUACUCAUUAUAAUAAGUACAAAUUGAAAAAAAACAGGUUUGUCCUUAUUUUUCUAGUUUUUAGAGUCUGUUUAGUUGAUUGGCUUCUUUUCUACUAUUUAGAAUGUUAGAAAAAACAUAUUUUACUUGUUACUUCAUGCUAUAUUUUUUUUUGAAUUGCAGGCAAUAAAGGCAAAAGAAAAGAUAUUUGAAGAAAGAUCUUCUAUAAAACAUGCAUUAGUGUGAGAGAUUAGAUUUAAAUAUUUAAGAUGAUAUUUAUUAUGAAUAUGUAUUAGUAUGAG